AUGAUUGUCGCUGAUGAUCUGGUAAAGAGUUUCGCUAAAAGACUAUUUGAUUAAGAGAUCGCUUGAGGUUAUUCUUAUUUAGUUAUUAUCAGAUUACUCCAGCCGUCGCGAACCUUAAGAAGGUCUUAUCUAGAGCUAUGUUAUCCUGCAUCGAGAAUUUUGCCACCGAGGACAUUUUUAUGGAGCUUCUAGUCAGCUCUACCAAGACAUUCAAGUAACACGUACCAGUCACAUGUGUUUAAAAACAAACCAAUCACAGAAAAGUAUACUGCUUUAUGAGGCGAUGAAUCACCAUUCGACCUAAUCGCCUGAAGGAGACUAGAAAUAUGCAGCAAUAUCACGAUCCGCUUCUUCUUCCGCAUCACUUCUUUAUCAUGCGUGAAAUUCGUGUCUCACUUUGAUCCACAUGUCACGCUUAGCUUGAUCAUCUCUCGUUUCCAGACGGAAAUUGAUAUUUCAUUAAAGGACCGGUCACUAUUUUUUGACCAAAAAUUGAAAAAGGAUUUAGACUUUUUUUACCAUGCACACUUGCCUAAGCUCGCUGAUUUUGACCCAGAUGAUUUAAGUAUCGUUCAAUUGCAGGGCUGGGAUGACGUCAGUUUUCACGGCUCUCGCCAGAUCCCAACUCCUCAUAUGGACAAACUGGCCAAUGACGGAGUGAUUCUAAACAGUUAUUACGUAUCACCAAUUUGUACUCCUACCCGGUCCUCUAUCAUGACUGGAAAACACCCGGUCAACUUAGGUUAGUACUUGUAUCCGAGGUUGGAGGCAAGAGAAGAUGAGUAGCAGAGAGAGAAUCCACCAUAUAAGCUGUAUUACAAACAAGUCAUUAUUCAUCCUUUGGGGAGUGGGGUGGGAGGAGAAGGAUUUGGGGAUCACUUGGUCUUUCACCGGGAAAGGAGGGGGAGGGAAGCAAUCGUCGCCAACGGAGUAUACGGGGGGGAACUCUAGAAAACUGAUCGCCAAUAAACCGCCAAUGAGGGGGGAUCAUAAAUAUUACAGAACCUUAUGGGGGGGGGAGGGGGAAGAUAGGCAGAUUUUAUGAUGACAGAACCUAAUUUUCCCGACCCUCCAGAUGAUAAACAAUGACUAAUCCCUUACUAUGCCAUUCCCUCCUAAAAUUAUUUUGGAUCGACAAAUAACCAAUCCUGUCUCGUGAAGGUUGCUCACGCGGAUGUCCAAAGAGUAUAUGAUUCCCCUCCUAAAAAUCGUCAACUUCUUCACUAAGAGCGACAUUCUUCUCUUGAGACUUGAUAUAUUGAAUCUAAAUAUAAAUUACUUCAUUACAUAAAUACACAUCUCAGUCUCUGCUCUCAAAAACUAAAUUUAAAAAUAUUGGUGCCACAUGGUUGCGCGAAAAUGAGCUGCUCACCUUGUUUCUCGUUAGAUCUUACUUUUACAAGUACACAAAUUAUUUGUUAAGGUCUUGCGUAAGUUUGAAAAUUACUCUUUAUCUAACAAUUGCUUUGUUUUCGACUGAGAACCUCUUCCUUGCCAUUUUUGUAUUUCAAUUAACUUGUCACCUAACGACCAUGACAAUUUCCUUCUUUCCGACUAAGAACAGUGAACAUGAUGAAUAUGUGUAGUCUCAUUAAUGUUAUUAUGGUUACAGGUGUUCAACAUGGUACCAUAUUUGGCAGCCAGCCGUACGGUCUUCCCUUGGGCGAGGUUACAACGCCACAGUACCUCAAGGCACUUGGGUACCGGACACAUGGCGUUGGCAAGGUAAAAAUAUCGUACCAACCAAAGAAGGGGAAGUAUGCGUAAGGAUGGCGCCAUGUUUAGAAAACUCGCCUUCUUGACCCGAAUUUUUCUCCUGGUUUUCCGUUCCCUCCCCUUCCCCGUCCCCACCUUUCCCCCUUUCCCCCUUCCAUCAGAUAAAUCUACUCGCGGAAUCAAAUCUGAAGGAGAAGAAACGGUGUUAAAGGAGCCAUUUGUUCGACAUCGUAAUUUUGCCAGCUGUUUGUACCAUCUGUGACCAGGUUUUAAAAUAAAGCUGUGUGUUUUCUGCCUAUGUUGUUUUGUCUAAGAAGGGAGAAUAUCACAAAUCUCCCCAUUCAUGCUUAAGAUACUUUCCGCUAGAACAACCUCGUAACAACUUCACCCAGUUUUCCCACGUUUGAUGUCGUUGUGUUGCUAAAUAGUUUUUCAACAAGACCUACUAAAGAUGGGAAAACAAUUUUUUUCUAUCAGUGGCAUUUAGGAUUUUUUGAAAAGGAAUACACUCCAACUUAUCGCGGAUUUGAGUCUUUCUAUGGAUUUUGGAAUGGAAAAGAAGAUUUUUGGGACCACACCUCACUCGAAGAUGUAUGGGGGACAGAUCUACGAAAUAACAUGAAGGUGAGGUCGAUGAUGUUCUAUUAUGAAACUUGCUUGAAAACUCAUCGGAGUUAAUCCUUUCCUAUAAGCUGUUUCAUGUGUCUAGCGGUGAGGGCGAUACAAACAGCUUCGUAAAAGGGUCUGGGUUCAAUCAUGGCUCAUGUACACAACAAUCUUCAGAAGCAGGAACUGUUUUGAAAAUUAUUAAAGACUACAUUAAAAAUACGUCACAAUGACUUGGUUACUUGAACUUCUUUUCGUUCCACAGCCCGUCAAGAACGAGAGUGGCCAUUAUGGGACAGAAUUAUUCACAGAAGUGGCUGAGCGAAUCAUUGAUACUCACAACAAAUCCGAGCCGCUGUAUUUGUAUUUUGCGCAUCAAGCUGUUCAUUCGGGAAAUCCAAAGGACCCUUUGCAAGCUCCAAAGAGAAUGCUGGACGUAAGUUGUACAGGUUAUAUAUACUCGAGGCUAUAUUUAUACAGGUAUAUAUAUACAGACAUAUAUAUACAGUAUAUAUAUACAGUAUAUAUAUACAGGUAUAUAUAUAUAUAUAUACAGGUUAUAUAUACUCGAGGCUAUAUUUAUACAGGUAUAUAGACACAGACAUAUAUAUACAGUAUACAUAUAUAUACAGUAUAUAUAUACAGGUAUAUAUAUAUAUACAGGUUAUAUAUACUCGAGGCUAUAUUUAUACAGGUAUAUAUAUACAGUAUACAUAUAUAUACAGUAUAUAUAUACAGGUAUAUAUAUAUAUACAGGUUAUAUAUACUCGAGGCUAUAUUUAUACAGGUAUAUAUAUACAGACAUAUACAGUAUAUAUAUAUAUACAGUAUUAUAUACAGGUAUAUAUAUAUAUAUAUACAGGUUAUAUAUACUCGAGAAGUCUUGUGCUUUCGAAGCUAGAGAAACUUUAAAAAGAAAACAUUUUUUUCGACAUUAAACGUAUAUGUAAUUUUUUAUCACGUUCUGCGAUUCAAAAGGGUAAAGUUAAGGUUCGAAACUUGUCACUUUUCAAAUGGGCUCAACUGUCGACUAUGAAGGCCGCCAUUUUGAAAGCAACUCAGUAACCUGGCUGCACACCCAUACGCUCGUAAUGACGAGCAGCGUUGCUUGCAGUUUGCAGACAGCUGCUGCAGGAAAACGUUAAAAAUCGUUAUUUCGGUCAUGAAUGCCUCUUUACGUAGAUUUUAAUUAUUCAAAAAGAUCAUUUGGAGACUGAAAAACGGCGUGAGGCAUCCAUAUAUAAGCCCAAAUAUGGAGUCCAGGGCAUUAGUGUGACGAGCAGUCUGUUUGUCUGUCUGACUUCAGGUGAUUAGCUGUCUUUUUCAUUCUUCAGAAAUUUCAGCAUUUUUCAAAGGAAGACAGAAGAAUUUAUGCUGCCAUGGUGGCGUCUUUAGACGAGUCCAUUGGAAAUGUAACUAAAGCUCUCAAGAGAAAUGCAAUGUUUGAUAACUCUGUGAUCGUUUUCACGACAGACAAUGGAGGCGCUCCAUGGGGAUUUAACUGGUAAGAAAGAAUCGCAGCCGCACACAGUAUCAAAUAGCAACGAAAUUUUAAUUAAUGUGGUAAUAAGGGACAGUUUUAGAUAAGUAUCUUUGCCAAAAAAUCAGCUUAUUUUAAAAAAGCAGGUGCAAAAAUUUCCAUGAUACGAUUUUGCUCCCCCCCCCCCAAAAAAUCCCACAGGAUCCAAGUGAGAAAAAGAAUCAAUUUUUCAUCUCAGAGUUGCUUAACAAGAUCUUUGAAAUUUUUCCAUUUCUUUUCAUUCCCAUGCAUCUUCUAACUAAUUUAGGAAUGCGGGAUGUAAUUACCCACUCAGAGGAGGCAAGGACACACUCUGGGAGGGAGGAGUCCGUGGAGUUGGUUUCGUUCACAGCAAGCUCAUCGAAAACAAAGGCCGUGUUAGCUAUGAUUUGAUUGACGUCACAGAUUGGUUACCAACCUUCUAUCAUCUGGCCGGAGGUGACGUCACUAAAAUACAAGAUAAGAUUGAUGGUAUGAAUGUGUGGGACACCAUUGCAAAUGGGAAGAAAUCUCCGCGCACGGAGGUAUAAGAAAUUCAAAAUAACAUUUAUUCAAAUUUUCAUUCAGGAAAAAACUUCAAUUCUUUUAUUCGCUAAAGUUUUUUUUGCAAGGAUGCGUUGUAACAGGACGAAUUCAAGUUUCGUACCCAGCUCAUUAAUUAAAUUAUUUUACCACAUCAAAGGUUCUCCACAACAUCGAUCCCUUUCGCCGAUUUGCAGCCAUUCGAGUGAAAGAAUACAAGUUAGUCGUGAAUCAAGAUGCUGAUUACAAAACCACUUGGCUUCCGAGGUAUAAUGUCCCUGGGGAACUGGACUCUCUUCCCCAGCCCUCUACCUUACCUGGUGCGGUUAUUGAAUGUGGAAAGUGGGACAGUGAAGAAGAGGCUGCAUGUAAAAGUGAUGUUUUUCCUUGUUUGUUUAACGUGAAAGAAGGUAAAGUAAAUUUCAUUGCUUUUAUAGGGUGCAAGUUGAUUAUGAUUUGUUUGACUGACUAAUUGAUUGGUAAAGUAGCUAAACAAGUGAUUUGCCAAAACUAAGAACUGAGCCUUUCCGGCUGACUAAUGAACGAACCACUCACUUGCUUGACUACCCAAAAACUGUCUGAGUGGCUGGCUGACUUAUGAACUGAUUGACGUAUUAAGCGACCAAAGAAGAUAGAAACAGUCUUACUGACUGGCCAGCUAGUGCGUGACCGGUCGGCUAACUGACUGACUGACUGAUUACCCGACUGAUUGGCUGACUGACUUACUGAUUGACUUACUGACUAACUGACUGCUUUAAUGACUGACAGAUUUGCUGACUGACUGACUGACUGAAUGACUGACUGACUGAUUGAAUAAUUGAGUGCCUAAAUGACAGAAGGAAUGACUGGCUGAGUAACUGACUGACUAAUGACAGUCAUAUUGAGAACGUUCUAAAAGAAAAAAAAUACUCAAGAUUACGAACAAUACUUUCUACUAUAAAAUUUGAUAAUUUAAUUUACUUUUUUCAGAUCCGUGUGAGUACAAGAAUAUUGCUCAAUCCAACCUUGAUACAGUAAAACGUCUUAUUUUAAGACUCCUUCAUUAUCACAAAAAGGCCGUUCCUAUAUGGUUCCCGGAGAGGGAUUGCGAUGCGGACCCAGCAAAUCAUGACGGGUUUUGGGGCCCUUGGAGGUCUUCAGAAGCUAACAAAGCUAUUUUAAAGGAAGUAGUUGAGAGCAUACCGUCAGUUAAUGAAGAGAAGCAUUCUAAACGCAAAAAGAUUGCAAUCGAUAAGACAGAACUUGAUGAGGAGUCUUUAAGUUUAUAUAAUGAACAGAGCAAGGAAUUUGAAAGUAUGUUAAAAAAUUACCUUAACGAAGUUGAUAUACGUAAAAGGAGUGAGACUUCUCCACAGAGAAGUGGCAAAAUGAAUUAG
This is a messenger RNA of Pocillopora meandrina, 5739 nucleotides long. The record is from the annotation of a GenBank genome assembly. NCBI's taxonomy places the organism in Eukaryota, Metazoa, Cnidaria, Anthozoa, Scleractinia, Pocilloporidae.